Molecule: messenger RNA, 3223 nt
Organism: Oryza sativa Japonica Group (Japanese rice)
Lineage: Eukaryota; Viridiplantae; Streptophyta; Magnoliopsida; Poales; Poaceae
Source: RefSeq, a predicted model, not a curated record
UCUCCAAUCGUCGCAUUCCCCUCUACAGCUCUACCCCCACCACACUCUCACCCUGCGGCUGCGUGUUGCUGCGGUUCCGACCAGCGGCGGCGGCAGCUGUCUCCAUCCCCGGCGGCGGCUUCUAGCUCCAUCCCCGGCGUCGAGGAUGCCUGAUUGGUGUAGUGGUUCCAACUUCAAGCAUAGAUGGGGCGGUGUGAGGUUUAAGCGCACUAUGCUUGAGUUGAAACCCGAUCAAAAGAAAUUCAUCAUAGAUAAUGGCUUUGAGUCUUUUCUAUCACUAAGCAAUUUCAAGGUCCAUAGUCGACUUGCAGAAUGGAUUAUGCAAAAGAUGAACCCAGAGAUUUGUGAGUUUAGGUUCCGUGGCAAGGUUAUCGUGUUUGAUAAGUUGUUAGUACAGAAGAUUACUGGGCUAAAUGAUGGCGAUCUACCUGUUAAGCUUAGUGGUGCCAACAGUGAAGUUGUAAAAGAGAUCAGGACCCUGUACCAUCCAUAUUUUGUCAGCAAUAGACUUGGUACAGGCAUGUGCGAGAAAUUGUUGCUUUCUCUGCAUGAUGAAGAGAAGUUCUUGAGGACUUUCAUUUUGUACUUGCUUGCCACCAUCUUGUGUCCUGCCACCGGCAAUUAUGUGAAUCUCGACUAUUUGCAUUCUUUGGUUGAUGUCAAGAUGUGUAGUCAGUAUGAUUGGUGCACACAUGUGGCGAGCUGUUUGAUGCGGGAAAUCAGGAAAUAUCAGGGAUUCUCUACUGAGCAACGAGAUUCCAUUUUUCAGAUUGGAGAGUGCCUCCCCUUGCUUGUUAUUGCUUACAUGGAUCAUUUGCAAAUGCCAACAACUGGACUGCAUCUCCGCAUCAUUGACUACAACACACCAAGAUUUUGUCAUGUCACUGAUGAGGACUUUGAGUAUGUUGCUGUUGUAGACCGUUGUAGGAUGAACCUUGGCUAUGUCACAUAUGGGUCUCGCCCGUUCCAUCCACGGAAUGAGAUCCCAUAUCUAGCCCAAGUCCAUGCUGUUGUUGGUGGGUCUGAGGCUGAGAAUGCUGGGGUUGCAAGGGCUGAGGAUGUUCCAAUUGGUGCUGUUCAAGAUGGUGUAGGCAUUGGAGCUGCUGUCGCCCAAGAUAGUGUUGCUCAAGAUUCUGCUUCAUUGAAUGAAUGGAUCAGGCUAUCUGCCUCAAGCAGCCAAGGGACUACGUUUUCAGCAAGCUUAAAAUCUAGUAUUGAGAAGCACAGUGCCAUGUGGCAGGAUGAGUUUGUUUCAGCACUUGACAACUUCAAGAGGGACAUGAUUGAUUUGCGUGCAAAAAGAACAUGUGAUAUGAUUUCUGACAUAAGCAAGGUGCUAGCUGACAGCAACACUGCAGUGGGCAUUUCCGAGGCUGUUUCAAACCCACCAAGCACUGGGUUGGCAGCUGAGGUUGUUUCAAACACACCAAGCACUGAGGGGGUAGCUGAGGCCGUUUCAAAACCAUCAAGCAUUGAGGGGGCAGCUGAGGCUACAGAUUUUGAUGGACCAAGCCAGGAAGCUUCUGGCGGUUCUGUGCCAAGCAGCCCAGCUAUUGAUGAUUAUAUUUUUGCUUCCCACUCUGAUAUCUCAAAUCUAGAUGAUGCAUGUGAUGCACCGUCAUUCAGACUCUUCAAUGAAUCUGAUCCUGAUUUCAUUAGUACUCAGGACUUGGCUGUUGAGAUGCUCUCCUUGGAUGUUUCAAAUGUUCCUCAAUCGGCAAUGGAUGGAAGGAUACCUUCUCCAUCACCUCAGUCACCUGUUUCUGCAAGGACAUCUUCUGCAACUCCUUCACCCACUGCAAGGACACCUUCUCCAGCCCCCCCUUCACCCAUUGCAACAAAAACAUCAACUUCAGUAGUUCUCUCUCUAGCAGCAGUAAGGGCAACAUCCCCAGCUACAUCUUCACCGCCACGUGCUACAAGCUCGCUACCUCUAGGUGCUGGUAGUAGUGGUCCAAGCACCCAUGAGAAGAAAAAUAGGAAGAAAAGGGCACAGAAAGGUGAUAGUGAUGUAGAGGCGAAGAAGUUGAAGACCGCUUCUGAAAUAGAUGAUGUGUACAGAAGAUCUGUUGUUGAUUCUUUGCCAAAUAGGUCAAGGAAGGCAGAUGCCAAAGAGUUGACAACUCCAUUCUUAAGGAUUGGAGAAUUCCAUGUCUCACUUGAGUAUUUCCGUGAAGCAAUGAAACCUAGAGGAGAGUUGAACAAUGAAGUUAUGUCAUGUUGGAUUGAGAUGUUCAAUGCAAACUGUAGGGAAGAUUCUAAGAUGAAAUCAAGCAUAAAAAAAUUUGUUUUUCCCCUGGCUUGACGGAUAAAUUGAUUUGCAAUCCUGAGAAGUUUGUGUCUGAAAGCUGUGUAAAAUGGCUGAAAUCAAUCAACAAGGAGCAUAAACUUCCUAAACUAGAUCUGUUGUUCUUCCCAAUUGUACGUGACAAGCAUUGGGUGCUGACUUGCAUCAACCAUUUGCGGGAACAAAUAAAUUACUUUGAUUCAAUCAAGAGGGAUGAUAUUUCUCAGUGGUUCAUACUCUCUCAAAACCUGGUCACAAAUUUCACCAAGGUUGCAGUGGAUGCUAAAAUUCCAAUCAAAGAUAUAUCAAAGUUUCAGACUUGCUCUCCUCCACAGUAUCCAGUACAAAGCAAUUUAUAUGUUUUGUUUCCAAAUUGUUGUUUCAUUUUUCUUUUUUUUUUGUGCACAAGUGUGUCAUUUUAACUUAUCACUUGCUUUUCCAUGCAUUAGGUUUGAUUGCAGUUUCUUCAGCUUGAGAUACAUUGAGAAUUGGGAUGGGAAAAACCUGCAAGCAUUCAAUGAAGGGGACAUGCCUAACUACCGGAAAUUCGUUAACCAUGAUCAACUUCAAGCAAAUUAGUGUAGGGGGCAGUCGUGUCACUGAAGUUGUAAAAAUGGUAGAAAAAAUAGUGCAAAGUGGAUGCUCUGGGUAGCUAUGUGUGGUCUGAAUUUGUGCACUGAAGUGUGUUGUGUUUUCUGUUUUUUGUUUGUGCACUGAAGUUGUGCUAUCAAGUUGAACUGCUACUCUUUAUAUAAUGUUGCAUCUACUAGGGGGCAGUCAUGAAUGAUUGUUUUCAUAGUUCAAGAUGUUCUUUUUAGAGUGAAACAAUGUUUCACCUUCUAGUACUUAUAUGUUUCAGCUUGUUAUCAAUGAUUGUUCCAUAGUUCCAGAUGAUCUGUUCCAUAAGAAGCAAUGUUUCACUUACUGUUACAUAAU